CCAUCCAACCCGGACACGCAACACGCAGCACGCAGAGGGCAGACCCCCUCGAAAUGCGAGCUAAGCCCGCUGGCGCGAAGAGGAUGAUGAUUCACUGAUGCGGGAGUGCAGCUUCGAAGAGUUCUACGAGAUGUGCUGGUCAAAUACCGACUCAAUCCCUCUGCCGAAGCAAGAGCCAUUUCGUCCUCUGUUCGUGUCGGUCAAGGGGCAGAUCUGCCACAAGAGAACCGUCAGGUCUGCAGCACACGAACGCACGCACUCACCCAUCAUGCAAUCGAUGCAGGGAUGCAUCUGUUGCUUCAGUCGCAGCCUGUGCUUCAUAGACAUUGCUGAACCAACAUCCUCAGGCCGACCGCCUCCCUCUCCCUCUAGCCCCUCCCCUGCUGCGCAAUCCGGCGCCUCCCACCCCCCUCUCAUCGGCCUGGCAUUCAACGCCCAGUACCUCCGCCCACAAGAUGAUGUUGAUGGGAGCUCGGACCAGCAUGAGGCGACCAGCUUCACAACCACCGUCACAUCCAGUGUGCACGUGGCGGUGUACAAGGCCCUCAAGCUGGGGGAUGUGAUUGCCGCAUGGGGCUUCCCCGAGCAGAAUCGGUCUCCUCGCAACUUCACGCUGCGCGUUCAUGGCUACAGGGUGCUGCGGCAGUGGGGCGGGAGUGAUGGCGACUUCCAGUGCCUCGUCAAUCAGUACCUGAAGACCCACCAUGAGAUGUUCACUGCUGGUGCUGCGGCUGCGGCUGCUGAAGCUGCCAAUGGGGGCGAUGUGUGUAUAAAUGGUGAAGGCGAUGCCGCUGCUGUUGAUAUCUCCCGACUGUGCAAAUUCUUCACCACCAGCGGUGUAUGCUACAGGUCAGUCAGCAAGAUAAGAUGGGGGAGAGAGGGAGGCUGGGCUGCACACACAGACAGCGACACUGUGUGUUGGUCUUUCUGCUGUUGCUGCCUGCAGGUCCAACUGUCAGGACCUGCAUGUGGCUGACCCCCAUGUGCGCGCCAAGUGGGAGAGCAUGAUGACCCACCGCCGCACAGAGGCCUCGCGGCUGGCAGACGACCCGCACCCCACCGACGGCAAGCUGCCCGAGACCAAACGAGCCGCACUCUUCUGCGAUUGGCUGGUGCGCAGAUGCACGCGCACGUCUGGACUGUGCAGAAGCGUGUGUUAGUUCGUGUGUUGUGGCUACUGGUGCAGGUGUCGAUAUAUGGCGUUGACUACCUGAGCAGCGGCAGUGGCGUCAUCGACGUCGCGGGCGGGCGCGGGGAGGUGGCUUUCGAGCUGACCGUCAUCCGGGGGAUACCUGCCACCGUCAUCGACCCGAGACCCAUGAAGCUCAACAAGUAUGUCAGUUUCCUGGGCAAGAUGACAACGCUCCCCCUCGACAGCCUUGUGUGUUUGGUACUGUGUGUUUUGUGAGCAGGGCUCAGUUCCGGUGGCUGGCGUCGGAGCGGUCGAUGACGAGGAUGCAGAGUGUGGCGUUCCUUCAUGGGAGCAUACCGCAGAUCCGCGACAUUCUCGAUGAGUCCUUCUUCGGCCGAGCGGACCCGUCUGAGACACCUUCACGGCUCUCCCUCUUUGAGAGAUGCUCCGUCAUUGUGGGCAUGCACCCAGACGAGGUAGAUCAGCAGCGCCCCUCCCCACCCACACACGACACAUAUCAACAAGACUUCUGUGUGGGCGUCCCUCCAUUCGUUCCAGGCCACUGGCAUCCUUGUUGAUAUGGCCGUUCGCUUUGGGAAGCCCUUUGCCGUCCUGCCGUGCUGCGUGUUCGGCCACCUGUUCCCUGAGCGGACGAUCACGGUCACGGCUGGGGAGGGGGAGGGUGGGGCCGCACGUCAGAGCCAGGAGAGGCCCGUCAAGACCUAUGACGACCUGUGUGAGUGGAUUCGGCAGCGAGACACGCAGGUGGGGGAGAGGUAUGCACAGGUGCACACGCGGGUGGCCAUUCUCUCAUCGAUCGCUGCUGAGUGUAUGUCUAUGUGUGUGAGUGUAUGUGUAGUUGCGCGUGGAGAGGGCGUUCAUCAACACGCGGGGGAAGAAUCAGAUCCUUUACACAAGGAGAGGCGGGACAGAGCGGGCAGCAGAGUAGGGCUUGUUUUGGGCUAUAUGUGAGACGUGCCUCGACAAAUUGACUCCAGUGCUUCUUGCACUCUCAGUGCCCUCAAUGUUCGAUGCGCG
Molecule: messenger RNA, 2170 nt
Organism: Vitrella brassicaformis
Lineage: Eukaryota; Vitrellaceae
Source: the annotation of a GenBank genome assembly